This is a messenger RNA of Onychomys torridus (southern grasshopper mouse), 2268 nucleotides long. RefSeq names its product gastric inhibitory polypeptide receptor (gene Gipr). The transcript is spliced from 13 exons. Lineage: Eukaryota; Metazoa; Chordata; Mammalia; Rodentia; Cricetidae. The record is from RefSeq and is a predicted model, not a curated record. Bases 308 to 1816 code for a protein of 502 amino acids. Gene Ontology annotation, cellular component: plasma membrane. Gene Ontology annotation, molecular function: gastric inhibitory peptide receptor activity; peptide hormone binding; G protein-coupled peptide receptor activity. Gene Ontology annotation, biological process: cell surface receptor signaling pathway; adenylate cyclase-modulating G protein-coupled receptor signaling pathway.
GGGCCGGACCGUAACUGUGCGGCUGCUCCUACGUGACACAGAGUGGCUGUGAUCAACGUGCCUGCUCCCCAGUUCCCACUCAUGCACAGAGCUCCCCCUCCUGUGCUCUGUUCCGCCCCGGCCCCGCCCCUCCAGCACCCCAGGCUCCCGGCGCCCGUCACCUCUUCCAGAGCUCAGGCAGGCGAGGCGGGAGGAGAUUGGGAGCCGGAGCGGGCACAGGGGAGCACUGGCUGAGCUGUUGGUUCUGCCCUGGGACCCUCCAACCCCACUGCCUCCCAGUGGCCAGAGUCUCCAUCACCCUUCAAGGAUGCCCCUGCGGCUUCUGCUUCUGCUGUGUUUGUGGGGACUGCCACUCCAGAGGGCGGAGACAGAUUCUGAGGGGCAGACAACCGGGGAGCUGUACCAGCGCUGGGAGCGCUACGGCCGGGAGUGCCAGGAGACCCUGGAGGCUGCAGAUCCUCCCUCAGGCAUAGUCUGUAACGGGUCCUUCGAUAUGUACGUCUGCUGGGACUACACGGCCGCCAACACCACUGCUCGGGCAUCCUGCCCCUGGUAUCUGCCCUGGUACCGCCACGUGGCUGCAGGCUCCGUCUUCCGCCAGUGUGGCAGUGAUGGCCAGUGGGGAUCUUGGAGAGAUCACACUCAGUGUGAAAAUCCAGGGAAGAACGGGACCUUUCAGGACCAAAGGCUGAUCCUGGAGCGCCUGCAGGUCGUGUAUACAGUCGGCUACUCCAUGUCCCUGGCCGCUCUGCUGCUAGCCCAGCUCACCUUAAGUUUGUUCAGGCGGCUGCACUGCACUCGUAAUUACAUUCACAUGAACUUGUUCGCAUCUUUCAUGCUGCGGGCAGCGGCCAUCCUCACCCGAGACCGGCUGCUUCCUGCACUUGGGCCCUACACUGGGGACCAGACUCCCUCCCUGUGGAACCAGGCCCCAGCUGCCUGCCGCACGGCUCAGAUCGUGACCCAGUACUGUGUGGGUGCCAACUACACCUGGCUGCUGGUAGAGGGUGUGUACCUGCACCAUCUGCUGGUGAUCGUGGGAGGCUCGGAAAAGGGCCACUUCCGCUGCUACCUGCUUCUUGGCUGGGGGGCCCCCGCGCUUUUCGUCAUUCCUUGGGUGAUCGCCAGGUACCUGUACGAGAACACGCAGUGCUGGGAGCGCAACGAAGUCAAAGCCAUUUGGUGGAUCAUUCGCACCCCCAUCCUAAUAACCAUCUUGGUAGGGCCAGUCUCGCCUCCUCCAGGCUGUGCUCAGGGAUUUCCCAUUCUGGGGAAGCGGAGCGCCAACCUCCCGUCCCACCCCAAAACCGAAUGGCUUCUGGCUCAGUCUCUUCUCUCCUCGCAGAUCAAUUUCCUCAUCUUUAUCCGCAUCCUGGGCAUCCUUGUGUCAAAGCUGAGGACACGGCAGAUGCGCUGCCCCGACUACCGACUAAGGCUGGCUCGUUCCACGCUGACGCUGGUGCCCCUGCUGGGUGUCCACGAGGUGGUGUUUGCUCCCGUGACGGAGGAACAGGCUGAAGGCGCCCUGCGCUUAGCCAAACUGGCCUUUGAAAUCUUCUUAAGUUCCUUCCAGGGCUUCCUGGUGAGCGUCCUCUACUGCUUCAUCAACAAAGAGGUGCAGUCGGAGAUCCGGCGGGGCUGGCGUCACCGCCGCCUGCGUCUCAGCCUCCGGGAGGAGCGCCCCGGUCCGCACUUGGAGCUCAGCCCGCCGGCCCUGCCCUCGCGUCCUGCACCCCGGGAGGCCCCCAUAGGCAGCGCCUGGCCCUCCAGGUCGCUGCACGUGCCUGGAGAUGAAGUCUUGGAAAGUUACUGCUAGGUAACGGGACUCCUGUGUCUGUACACUUAGCACAUAUUGAGAGCCUACUGUGUACCAGCCCCGGUGUGGGGAAUGCUGGGGAAACGGGGGGAGAAGAAAGGAAGACAAGGUCCCUAUAUGUAUAUAUUUGUUGUGGAAUGGCUUAUGAAAGGGAUUGAGAUGUUUAGGACCACUGACAGGGAGGCCGCUUGUGAAGGAAGACGUGCCGCUUUUAAGCCAUGUUUAAAAGAAGUGGAGGCAACCUGGAGAGAUGGAGGUUCCAGUGUAAAGGCCCUGGGAACAGGAAGGAUGGAGAAGGGCUUCCAUGCCUGGAAAAAGCCUAGGCCUGCAGUCGGGGAAGAAGUGGUCAAGGGGUGCAGAAAUGGGGGUUUCCUCCCAGGUGCUGUGAAGAUUUUACAAGCCCCCCCGCCCCCCGGGAGCUGAGGACCUAACCGAACCCAGGGCCUUGCGUU